UAAAACCGGCGGCGGCGGCGGCGACCGGGGCUGCGGCGGGGGCGGCCCGGGCGCUGCGGAGCUGCUGCCCCGCGGCGCUGCGGGAAACGGCCCCGGAGCCGCAGGAAUAUUCGGUUGUUUCGGGAUUAUUAUGGUGCUGAAGGACUUUCCAGCAGGAAUUAGCGAGACCGACGCUGCUCAGUGUUUUUCGAAGAAUCCUGGGUUUGAGCCUGACGGCGGGGCAGGAGCUGCAGCGCGGGGAUGCUCUUCGCCUCUGAGGCAGCGGCGAUGGAAGUGCAGAGAGCCGGGCACCUUACGGGGUUCAUGCCGGUCUGAAAAUACGUUUGGGCUCGUAGCUGUCUUGCUCUGCUUUGUGUGGAAUAUGCUUGAGCUUUCGCUGCAGCCAGGACUCCGCAAUUAUUGAUGCUACAGCUGUGAGUCUUCAGAGCUAGGUGGGAUUUAGUGCCUGUCUUGAGGCAGGAAUGAAGGCAGGUUUGGAGAGUGGCUCUUCAGCUUAAGGUGCUACACCACCGAUGUGCUUUCCUGUAUGCUGCUUUUAUUACUGCUUACAAAAUGCCAGAUGUCCAUGCAGUUUUAAACCUUGUCCAUUGAGGAAAAGAAACCAUUCAAGAGGGAGUCAGCAAAAAUAUCCAAUAGGUUUCUGUUUUGAAAAUUGUUUGACUUGCUUGAUUUCCAUAUAAUUUAUCUACAAGAGCCAAUUUAUGCAAGAAUAUCCAGUUACAGAUCUGCCAAGGCUAUGAGGGAACGCAGCCAGCAGAGCCUCGGUGGACACGUCCUGUACGUAGGGUUAUUCAGACAUCCAGGAAUGCUGCACAGGGCUAAGUACAGCCGAUUCAGGAAUGAUUCCAUAACCUCCCUAGAUGAAGGUACACAAAAUACGUCUUUAAAUAUCAAAGGUUCUUCCUCCUCUUCCCAUUCUUCAACACCCAACUUACUGACAGAAGAUGUCUCCUUGGGGCCACAGGACGCCUGCACCACGCUGUGCACGCUGAUCCCCCGGAUGGCCAACAUUAAACUUGCCAACCCGUCAAAUCUGCCGGGGCUGAAAAGCUUCUGCCUGGGAACGAAAGAGGUGCCGCGAAUUAAACUCACGGAGUGCGUUACCAUCCCGAGCAGCCCAACCUCGCCUGAGAUCAGCUGCCUGUCGGCCUCGUAUCCCCAGCCAGACCUGGACAAGCUGCUCCUAACCCCAAAGCCAGCGGGCGGCUGCGCUGUGCGGGGAGCUGAGGAGCCCGCUCCUGUGGCCAGGCAGGACAGGGGCCUCGCACAGAGCAAUGAAAGCACGUCCAGCCAGGAGCCAGGAGCCACCUACAGUGUGCGGUACAUGGGCUGUAUUGAAGUGCUACAGUCAAUGAGAUCCCUGGACUUUGGCACGCGAACACAAGUCACCAGGGAAGCAAUAAGCCGACUGUGUGAAGCUGUAUCGGGUACAAAUGGAGCUAUAAAAAAGCGGAAGCCUCCAGUGAAGUUUCUGUCUUCUGUACUUGGCAAAAGUAACCUUCAGUUUUCUGGCAUGAAUAUAAAGCUGACCAUUUCAACAAGCAGCCUCACUUUGAUAAAUGCUGACACACAGCAGAUUAUUGCCAACCAUCACAUGCAGUCCAUCUCAUUUGCUUCUGGAGGUGACCCAGAUACAACAGAUUACGUGGCAUAUGUAGCAAAAGACCCUGUUAAUCAGAGAGCAUGCCACAUCCUGGAAUGUCCCAAUGGGAUGGCACAGGAGGUGAUCAACACCAUAGGGCAGGCUUUUGAGCUCCGGUUCAGACAGUACUUGAAGAACCCAUCCAGCCUGGUUACAUCUAAUGAAAGCGAGGCAGCAAAUGCUAAUGGAUCAGCUGGGAAUUCACGGGAGAGGGAGGAUCAUGAAUAUUACAACGAAAUUCCAGGGAAGGAGCCUCCCACCGGUGGAGUGUUAGACAUGCGAAUGAAAGUGCAGACAGACCAAAGGGCUAAGUGUCCUAUCCAGUGCAAAAAGCAGUAUUGCUCAACAGGCAGCCCAACGUUCAUCAACAUAUAUGAAAAUUGUCCAGAAGAAAACAAAACUGUGGGUAAUUGUGAUGAGAGAUCACAGAAGACAAUAAAAGAGGCAACCUCAUUGAAACCUGCCCACAAAGCAGAUCUCUUUGAUGAUCCGUGUUACAUCAACACCCAGUCCCUGCAGUCUGCAGCCUGUGCAGCCCGAGGUCCAGCAACAGCACAGAUCACUGGGAGCCCACUGCGCCAGGCCAAGUUACCGGAAGCUGUUCAGCAGAGUGCCACAAGCAACACAGCUGGUCCCUGUGUUCUGCCACAAAUAAAGCAACAGCUAAAGAAUGAAGAUUGUUACCAUGGCAAAUUGAACAGGAAAGCAGCAGAGAGCCUCUUAGUCAAUGACGGGGAUUUUCUGGUACGAGAGAGCACAACGUCACCUGGUCAGUAUGUCCUCAGUGGACUUCAGGGAGGGCAGGCAAAGCAUCUACUCUUGGUGGAUCCUGAGGGCAAGGUGAGAACCAAAGACCAUAUAUUUGAUAGUGUGGGUCAUCUUAUUCAGUAUCACAUGGAAAAUAAUUUGCCAAUCAUCUCUUCUGGAAGUGAAGUGAGCUUGAAGCAGCCUGUAAGGAAAGAGAGUAAUACGGGACACAUGCAGUAUCACAAAUAAUCCCUUGGAUCUCACAAAGCCCAAGACAAUUCAUACCUGAACUUUCUAUUACGAAGACAAGUCAAAAAAAUAUAGACUGCACUUUCUGCUGCUGUUCCAGAAGAAGCCCUUUUGUGUGUGUAUGUAUGAAUAUAUGUAUAUGUGUAUAUCUAUGUAGAUCUAUAGAGAUCAACAAGCAUAGUUAUAUAGAUACAUAUAAUCUUAAUCUUAACAAAACUACACCUUCAGAGUGUGAGAUUCAUUUGUGAGAAGGUAUUUUAGACAUGCACAAAUGUCACUUUCAAGGUCAUACUGAAUCAGUAACUAUUUAAAAGCACAAUUAAAACUCUACAUGCAAAAGCUCACUUGAAAGAACUGCUGGAACAUUAGUACGUGCCUUUUAGCAUAGAAUUAUUGAAACCAAUAUUAUUUAUACUGAAUUAGUUUUGGGUGGUUAAACAAACAUGUCUAAGCUUUUAACUAUUUGCCAAAAAACAAGUACAAUUUGAAUAUUACUAAAAUGUCGUCUUCUUUCGAUAGACACUAACAAUUUCAUUUUGCUUGUAACAGCACUUUAUUAGCAAGUAAUGUUUGAAAUGAAUAGCAUUCACAAUACAGAAAGGUUGUCCAGUUUCUUAAUCAUUUUUUGUCACUGUCUGACUACUCAAAAGAUUUGAGAUUAUGAACAUUUACAAAGUUGAAAUUAAUAUAUGUAAUAUAAUUUUGGAAUAGAACUUGUUAAGGGACAAGCAUGCUAGAUCUUGAUAUUUUUGUCCUGCAUAUGAUUUUACUAUUAUAAUCAAUUAAUACUGGAAACAUCUUUUUAAAGGUAGGCUAAAUAUAUUUUCAUUGAUUACAUAGUUGUUUACAAACUAGAAAAGCUGAACAAAACUAAUGAUACAUUUGGGGAGAAAACUAUUUAAAAGAUGUUUGAACUUUGCAUGUGUCCUUAUUCAGUGUUCUUUCCAAAACAAGAUAGUUUUCCCCUCUUCACAUAGAGUCCGUUUGUUCCUAAACAUGGAAAAAAGUCUUUUAAAAGAAAUCUAUUAAUUGUUUUGCCACAAUAAAUACUCUACAUACGAACAAUCCUA
This is a messenger RNA of Corvus hawaiiensis (hawaiian crow), 3708 nucleotides long. It is a transcript of the gene SHC4, whose product is annotated as SHC adaptor protein 4. Gene Ontology annotation, cellular component: plasma membrane. Gene Ontology annotation, biological process: cell surface receptor protein tyrosine kinase signaling pathway; intracellular signal transduction. Gene Ontology annotation, molecular function: receptor tyrosine kinase binding. The record is from RefSeq and is a predicted model, not a curated record. The transcript has 12 exons. Lineage: Eukaryota; Metazoa; Chordata; Aves; Passeriformes; Corvidae. Bases 737 to 2638 code for a protein of 633 amino acids.